GCAGGAGUUCCAUUCCUUCACUAAGCGAGUAUUUAGUUGCACAUUCAACGACGCGUGUAUCGAUAUGCUACAAAUUUUGAUCUGACUAUACCUAGGCGAGAGAGGCCGAUAGUAGACAUCGGCUCUAUGCGUCUCCGUUAGGAGAUACCAGUAAAAAUGCGACGAAUGAGUGUGACGUCGGAGGGCUUCUUCGGGGGAAAACCUCCGAAAGCCUCUUACAGCCAAACGAGACAGCAAUCUACGGUAAGCCUCCCGAAGUUGCCAGUAGAAUCGAAGACACGCGGCGGUCAAGGAAAUGUUAAGGCAACUCACUAGUCGAUUGUCUAUCACCAGCGUUCUAGACUUUAGGUGGUAGAAGUUUUCUUCAUGCUUCUAGAAAACUAUCUUUACACCUGACACUGUUGAUGACAAGUGUUUACCUCUAAUGCGAGGCGCGGUUGGCGGAACAGUAGUGGUUUGCCGCUGCCCAAGCAGACGCGCAAUCUGAUGGGUCGUGAGAUGGACUUCUUAGGUGGAAACAACGAGGACAGUGAAGGUAGUCACUUGGAGACACUGUACAACCAGCAGCAACAAGCGCGCGAACGCAUGAGCCAGCUGCAGCCACCCUUCGAAACGGAUCAGGCCACGGCUGAGGCGGAGCAGGGUAGUGCUAAUUCUGCCCCACCUCUAGUUGGAUCUACUGUUGGCGUGUCCGGACCGAAUGUUUCGCAGAGUGCUGGGGGAAACAUCCCCAACAACUCCAAUAGCGCAACGGGAAACAGUGUCUCGUCGACCGGAGCGCAACAGGCGGGACCUCAGGCGGGGUGGAACAACACGGCUCUGCAACUGCCGCCAGCAGGGCAAUUGAGCAGCAAGCCAGCGGCGCGUGACAAAGGCCUAGCAACGACAUUCACAGCCGGCUUUGGGCUGUCGCAUCGCCACGAAAGCAUGUCAGUAGAGGACGUCCACGAACAAUCCUUCGACCAAGAAGGAGACGUGACUGCUCUACGCAAUGAUAAUCAGCGACUAAAACAAGAGCUAGAACAACUGCAAAUCGGAUUACUCCAGUCUCUGAAGCGACAAGACCGGUUCAUAUCUGGUGGGCAAUUCAAAGGACCUCUGCAGAAAAAUCGAGAUGGUAGUGAUUUUUUUAGUUUUGUUUGAAGAUAAUCUAUGAGUUAGGUCUUCAACAUUGACAAGGAUUGUUCUUUUGGUUGUGUCAGAUUCCACAACGACCUCAAUAUGCAGUCGCAGAAGUACCAAAGAGGACUCUAUUCAGUUCGACCAGCAGUCUACGUGAAAUUAGUGCUCACUAAAUUCUUUUUCAAGGAAUAAAAAGUUCACAAAAUUUUUUUUCUCAGAUAAAAACAAGCUUUCGAGCACUCACCAAGGGUCUUUCCUUGGGGACAAGGAGGCGCCACAGCAAUCGAGACCUGUUCGAUCCUCAAAUUUUCAUGUUGCAGAGCUGAAAAGGUACUAUUUUUCAAGUGGUCUAUUCAUAUUUGGGCAAGGUAGGUGUCUAUUACACGUAAUUAUUCAGUGGAGGCCUCCACGGCCCGGAUUUAUUCCAUGCACAGUCUCUCUGUAAAAACAGGUAUAAAGCGAAGACGCAGGAGCUGACUCGCGAAUUAGGCGAAGUGCGAAAAGAACAACUGGAACUAGGCGACGCGAAAGGACGAGUGCGUGCAUUGGAGGAGGAGGGUCGCAUUUUGAAGGACCAGAUCCGACAAUUGAAGGAAGAUCAGGCUCUAGCCUUGGAGGGCAUACUCAACGAGCACGAACAUGAAAUGAACCGCCUGAGAGAACAGGUACGGGAAGACAAGGAGCUGGGUCCGGUGUAUCAAGAAAUGGCACAAGUAGUGGCAGCGCGUGACGGCCUCGCCUCCGAGCUCGAAACAAGUCGUCGCGAAGCGGCUUCCUUGCGGGACACGUUCAAUUAUGACAUUUGACACGUCGAUAAAAAAAGUAGUAUCUAUCAGCAACCAGAAUGGUGAACUGGUACAACAUUGGUGCUAUCAGAAGAAUGAUCGGUCCAUAACUUGUUGUAAUCAGGCUUUUGCUAGUAGAUGGUGUAAUAUGUAUGCACUCACCACGACACCCUCGUCUUCUAAUUUAGAGUAGCAGAGCAGAAAGCCGUCAGCCGAGUUCACGACUUGGAGAGUGCACUCAACCAAGCUCAAAACGAGAAGGCAGAAUUGGAGCAUUCGCUCGACAGAUGGAAGAAAAAGCUGUCAGAGGCAACGCGCCGACUUCGGGACCUCGAACAAUUAUGACUUGGCUGGAUCUGAUCCUCAUUCUCAUCGCAAAAAAUGCGUCCGUUUUGCGCAUGGUAGAUCAUUACUUAGCAUUGUUGUGAUUGGAACUGCGUCGACGAGGAAUCUGUAUGUUUCAUCCCUGAGCAUUGGAUCGUCUAAUGCAAGAAAGCGAGCGUGAGUUGGAGCACCGCGAUAAGCAGCACGCUAAGGGACUUUCGCAAGUCCAGGCGGACCACGAUAUUGCGACGCGGACACUCCAAGCUGAGAUCGCGGAAUUGAAAGAACUAAUAGCAAAGUUGAAGGAGCAACUAAAUCGCGCUCAGCAGGACGAAAAGCAUCACGCGGAAGCGGUGGGGCAGGCAAAAGAGGAGUGGGAAACAGAGAGGAUAGGUACUUCUUUACAAGGUUUAGAAUGACGUGAUGACUUUCAGAGCCUCAUAGUCUCGUGGAACUAUGAUUGAUACCUAUUUAGUUUGUAGAAGUAAGUAGUCGUUGUAGAAGAAUGAAAACCACUUCCACAAUUGUUCAUGCUCCACAAAACGAUCUUGACGGGCGACAUUUUUUUCCAAAGAAUAACAACAGCCCUAGAGCAGCAAUGGAAAUUGGAUCUGCAGACGGCAGAGUCAAAACAUCUAGAGGAGAUUGGCGCAAAAGAAAAGGAAUUCACCAAAACUCUUGAAGAGAAGGAAAUUGCUGCGCAGGACACGGAAAAAGCACUGCAGCAGCGAGUUAAGACACUGCAAACGGAAAACCAAGAGCGGGUCAAGAAACUAUUUGGUAAAUCGGAAUACGUUGUUCAUGGAAUUCUUGUUCACACUCUGUCAGCACUCGUAAUAUUUCUAGCUAGUAGUGCUUCCUUCCAUCGAGACACCAUUCGCAGACUGCUCCAAUCCCUCCAAAAUAUUAUCAGAUAUGGCGCUUUCGCACUUUCUGCAGUCGGCACAGCAAAAGAACAAAGGCGUGGAAGCGAAAGUGGUAUUUGCAGUGUGGCGAUCGGUAACUCGCGAGAGUGCUGCAAGCAAAAGGGAGUCCGAACGCGAACGGCAAGGCAAAGACCAGCUCGAAGCUGUCCGAAAACAGGCUGAGAGAGAACAACAACAACUACGACUCGCAGUAGAAGAGGAGAAAAAGCACCGAGAUAAGAUUGACAAAAUGAAGGACGAAGAGGUAAGAUUUUAUGAUGCUGUUUUUUUGUUGGCGUAGCAGACUUUGCAUAAGUAGUUGCAGCAGUAAGUCAUAAGAAGCAUCGAGGUCUUAGCUUCCUUUCUUUGAAACAGGCACCUCGACGUGAGUCAACAUCACUUUGUGGUUGUUCCUAAUGUCACCAGCAUUGAAGAACGCACAAUCCUCAAUAUCCUAUGCCCCCAGCGCAAAAAGCAACUAGCAGAAAAGCUCUCGGAGACGGCCAGGAACGAGCGAAGCAAGGUAGCGAAAGAGCAUGAAUCACAUGCGAAGGAGCAAGAGCGAGUCCAAGCCAGUUUGAAAGAGCGCAAUGGGGAACUCGAGAAUAUCAUCAGAGACAUGCAAACACGUAUGGAAUUGAUGGAAAAGAACGCUCUCCAAAGAAAGCUCCAGCAAAGCAUGAAAUUGCAGGUAAGAAGAUUCUAGAGAUGAUCUUGUUUCCGGCUGCUUUGGCGAAUGUCGUGAAAGUCAACGGUAUAGAUACUUGUCGGAAUGACAGUCACUGGAUAUAAUUUUUUGUGAUAGGAAUCCAGCUUCACGAGGGAGCUGAAAAAAUUUCCCAUUCACAGGUAUUAGCUCCGCGAGUGUCUGUGACUAUCAACGGAGACACAGUGAACAUGUUAGACGUAGAGGCGGCGCCAAGCAGCGAAGAAUUACGAGGCAUCAUGCAUCGGGAAGUGCUUCCGCGGUUCGCCAAGAUUCUGCUCUCAGAGGAUUUUGAUGAAGUUAUGGUUAUGGUUUUCACACGUAGCUGAAUCAAUUGACAUUCGUGUAGUCAUGGUCUUUAUAUUUGAACUUCAUUGAAAAAUAAAUGAUCGACUUAUGGGCCACAACAGACUUCUAACACGAGCAACACGCAAGAGCGGGUGCAGGCAGUGAUGUCGGACAUGGUUCGUGUCAUUGAGAACAAGCUGCAGGGCAUCUUCGGCGCAAACUGUCUUCGUACAACCAGUUCGAUGGGUUAA
This is a messenger RNA of Amoebophrya sp. A25, 4381 nucleotides long. Lineage: Eukaryota; Dinophyceae; Syndiniales; Amoebophryaceae. The record is from the annotation of a GenBank genome assembly.